AUGGCGGGGCUCGGCGCGGGCCCGUGGCUGCUGCUGGCGGCCGUGCUGUGCGCGGCGGCCGAGCCGCGCUGCCCGUCGUGCCCGGCGGGCGCGGAGCGGCGGCUGCUGGAGGAGGUGGCCAAGAAGCAGCUGCUGGAGAAGCUGCGGCUCCGCGAUCGCCCGCGGCUCGCCCACGCCGUGCCCCGCGCCGCCGUGGCCCGCGCCCUGCGGCGGCUGCAGGCGGGAGGCGCCCGCCGGGGCCCCUCCGGGGAGGAGGAGGAGGAGGAGGAGCGGGGCUACGAGAUCAUCAGCUUCGCGGAGACAGAUCUCACAUCUCCCUCCGGUUUGGGGCUGCAGUUCCAGUUCAGCCAGGCGCAGGACCAGGACAUUCGCAUCCUGCAGGCUCAGCUCUGGCUCUACCUGCGAGUGCCCCGGCCCGGGCUCACCCUGAGCAUCUUCCUGGCCGCCGGGGCCGGGGCCGUGGCCGGGGGCAAUCGCACGCUGCUGGGGGAGAGGCGGCUGAGCGCGGCGGGGAGCGGCUGGCGCUCCUUCCCCCUCCUGCCGACCCUGCAGAGCUUCUUCGGGGGGCAGAGCCGGACGCUGCGGCUGGAGCUGGAGAGCCGCGGGGACGGGGGGGACAUAGCGGCACCGCUCAACGCCAGCUGGUCCCACCAGCCCUUCCUGGUGGCCAAGGCGAAGGUGCGGGAGCCCGAGCACCGCGUGGCCAAGCGCAGCCUCCGCUGCAGCCCCAACUCCAGCCUGUGCUGCCGCAGGGACUAUUACGUGGACUUCCGCGACAUCGGCUGGAACGACUGGAUCAUUAAGCCCGAGGGCUACCAGAUAAACUACUGCGUGGGCCAGUGCCCCCUGCACGUGGCAGGCAGCCCCGGGAUGGCCUCUUCCUUCCACACGGCCGUCUUCAACCUCGUCAAAGCCAACAACGUGCAGGCGUCGGGGCAUUCCUGCUGCGUCCCCACGCGGCGCCGCCCGCUCUCCGUCCUCUACUUCGAUCGCAACAGCAACAUCGUCAAGACUGACAUUCCCGACAUGAUCGUUGAUGCCUGUGGCUGUAGUUAG
Molecule: messenger RNA, 1056 nt
Organism: Pipra filicauda (Wire-tailed manakin)
Lineage: Eukaryota; Metazoa; Chordata; Aves; Passeriformes; Pipridae
Gene: INHBE
Product: inhibin subunit beta E
Exons: 2
Coding region: 1-1056 (351 amino acids)
Biological process (GO): SMAD protein signal transduction; BMP signaling pathway
Cellular component (GO): extracellular region
Molecular function (GO): cytokine activity; growth factor activity; hormone activity
Source: RefSeq, a predicted model, not a curated record